Oenanthe melanoleuca is the source of this 5760-nucleotide messenger RNA. RefSeq names its product immunoglobulin like domain containing receptor 1 (gene ILDR1). Lineage: Eukaryota; Metazoa; Chordata; Aves; Passeriformes; Muscicapidae. The record is from RefSeq and is a predicted model, not a curated record. Gene Ontology annotation, molecular function: high-density lipoprotein particle receptor activity. The transcript has 8 exons. Gene Ontology annotation, cellular component: plasma membrane. Bases 36 to 1658 code for a protein of 540 amino acids.
GAGGAGGAGGAGGGGGAGGAGGACGAGCGCGCGCCAUGGCCCCGCGCGGGCGCUGCCGGUGGGCGCUGCUGCUGGCCUGGCUGCCGGCCGGUUGCCUCUCGCUUCUGGUGACAGUGCAGGAUGUUGAGCGUUACACCACCUUAUUCGCCACUGUCGUCCUCAAGUGUGACUACAGCACCUCAGCACAGCUGCAAGACGUGGUGGUGACCUGGCGCUUCAAAUCCUUCUGCAAGGACCCCAUCUUUGACUACUACUCAGCCUCAUACCAGGCUGGUUUAGCCCUUGGCCAGGACCCCUCUGACGACUGCAAUGACAGCCAGCGGAAGGUGCGCAUUGUAAUCCAGAAAUUUGGGCAGAAGGACCCUGUGCUGGGCAUCGACUACCAGCAGCGAAAGAUCACCAUUCAGAACCGAGCAGACCUUGUCAUCAGUGAGGUUAUGUGGUGGGACCAUGGCAUGUACUACUGCACUGUGGAAGCACCAGGAGAUACCUCAGGUGAUGCGGACAAAGAAGUUAAGCUGAUUGUUCUCCACUGGCUCACAGUACUCCUCAUCAUUCUCGGUGGGCUCCUCCUCCUUCUGCUGAUCGGGAUAUGCUGGUGCCAGUGCUGCCCCCAGUAUUGCUGCUGCCACAUCCAGUGUGGCUGCUGUCCUACACGGUGCUGCUGUAAUCAGAAAGUACUGGAACGGCACCAGUUCAUGAAGCGGGCUCAGGCACUUGCACCUUGGUUAUCGCCCAACGUGUUCUACGGAGCUGGUGACAGGAACUCAAAACUUUCUUCUUACCAGCUGAACCCUCUGCUGCAACAAGAUGUAUCUCUGCAGAACAGUCUUCCACUGGUGCAGCCACAAGCCCAGCUUUCCCGUAACAAUGGUGUUUUGGACUAUCUGGAGUCUGAAAUCCAUAACCUGAACAUGUCCCAGCUGCGGCCGCCCUCCCACCAGCGGCAGGCUGUGCAGCCCAGCUUGCUGUCCUCACUGGGCUCUGACAUUGUGCCACCUCCUCUUGCUGACCACAUCUCCUCCAUCCAUGGGAGCAGCAACUCCUCACGGCCGCAAAGAGCUGCCCGCACCCCCAGAUCCUGGGAAUCUGCAGCAGAGGACAGAAGGGAAAACCGGAGGUGGCCCUUGCCUUCCAGUGGGGAUUCUCAUUCCAGCUACAGUCAGGAGCCCUGGGACAGGCAGCGAGAGGAUCAUCCUCAGAGGCAGAGGACAGGUGGCUACAAUGGCAGGCCCCAGCACUCCAGACGGGAUGUGUCACCCCCACGCCAAGCUGAGAGGGGCAAGAGCAGCAGCAGUUUCUAUCCGGAGGAGACCAAGGAGCACUCCAGCCACCAUCGUGGUGGGAGGCAGGAGCCUGGGGGAAGGCGAGAAUAUGAGCACCAUGCUGGGAGGAGCAAUUACUCUGGCCAGAGGCGGCACAGCUACUCUCCCCCCUCUUCUCGCAGGGGCUCGUGGAGCUCUUCAGAAGAGCAAGUCCGUGUCCCGGUGUCGAACCGCAGGCGAAGGAACCGCAGGUCCCGGGAGUGGCCAGAAGAGAAACCGCCCAGUUAUCGCUCCUUAGAAAUCAUCCCAGCACAGGACAAGAAGCUCAAAGGCAGCGCAGGGACGCGCUCGGACAGAGGAAGUUCCCACAGUGGAAGAAGCAUAGUCAUUUAAUGUCAGUACUGAAAGAACUAAGAUUCCCACUGGAUGACUCCUAGUUUUUCUGCUAUUUCGAUUGGGAUGACUGCUUUUGAUUGAACAGAAAAACAGCAAUAAAACAGAUGAAGUAGCUUCCCCUUAGACUUACAGCUCUGAAGAAUAUGUAUCUAGUGCCAUGAAAGCCAUACAUAACCUAUUUUUAUUGCUGUGAUUUGGAAACUUAGGUUGGGCUAAGUUCUAAUGGGCUGAGGUUCAUUGGAAACAUUCUAGUAGAAACAGCAGAUAUUUCAUGUAAACAGUGUAUUCCCAGUCUUUAAUGAGAGACACCAGUUCUCUCUAAGUGCAGUGGCACUGCAAGGAGCCCAGUCUGUAGAAUGCUGGUGCUUUGCACACCAGUUACCAGAGACAGGUUCCAAUGUUCACAGAGUUGUAAAGUCACAAGAAAGCAGAAUAAUUUAGGUUGAAAAAGGCCUCUGGAGGUCAUCUGAUCCAGUCCUCUGUGAGCUCUGUGGGAGGAGGCACAACAUCUUUGUUGUGCUUCAGAAUGUAUAAUGUUUGUUGCUUCUGCCUGGCUGCCUAACAUAGCUGGGACAGUUGCUUCCCCACUAAGCCUCUCUCCCAAACAGGAGGAUCACAGUGUUGGGAGAACGUUGAGUGCCUUAAUAAGGUUUCACUGGCAUGUCUGCAAAUUGCCAGCUUUGCUCUUCUUUACUGACUGAAAAACCUGCUUCACUUUGAGCUUAGAUCUUAGUGCCUUAAAAGAUACUUGUUGAAGCCUUUCAUCCAGACUUGAAUUUAUUUGUAAACUUAAAGGGCUAAAAUUACCAAAGUUGGUCCUUCCCUAUAUGGACUGAGCAAGUAUGACUACUCUCCUUUACACAAUGGACCAGAAUUUCCUUCAGCUCAAGGAAGCAUGGUUUUGAUGAAUAUAACUUGCCUAAGCCAUGUUCUCUUUUCCAUACGUUUUAUAUUCUCCCUUUCCUCUCCAUGCCAUAUACAUGGGUGGGAUAAAGGGCUCUGAAGAAGUCCUACAGUUGCCAUUUUUACUACUGACACUUACACCAACCCUGCAUGUGUGGUGUAUCUGGAGCUGGAUUGUAGGGUUUCCUCAGUUUUCACCCUAGAAUACAAAAUUUCUAUAUCCUUUGAGACCAGUUGUGGAGGAGAACUUGUCAUUUCUCCUUGAUGUGAUUAAUCCACUAUUUUAAUUUAAAAUGUGCAGAGAAAGAGCUUUCUGGAUGCUGGCUGCUUCUACGGGAAACUGUCCUGCCAGAGGUACUUCUUGGAUUUAAGAGACUCCACAGUUGGCAAGGAGCUUUUGGAGAAUUUUGUGAAUUGUUUUGUAACCCAGAGGCACUGGAGAUUGGCCAGUACCAAUGACUGUCUUGCCUAGCUUAUUUCCCAGACGGUGCCACAUGGGACACUUGCUACUUUAAUGUUUGUUCUUUAAUGUCCUAAUUACUGAUGUGCUUAUGCUUUUCCCUGGAAGACUUGGAGAGACUUACUUUGUCCACCUCCAUUUUUUCUUUUCUUUGGACAAUGAUGGGAAACAUCACACUUUGAACAAAUGGUCCCAGCUGGAUAUCCAAUGCAGUUGCUGGUCAACCCAGGGCUACUCCAGAGUGCCCACCUUCCCACAGUUUCUUGGCUGAACAUGCUUAUUCAUAAUUCCAGCCUAUGGAGAUAAAGCAGGAGGACCAACGAGCCUCUCUGGUUCACUUUGUUUCAGAACUGCCAGCCUACUUUUUGAAGACAGAGGGUUUCUUUACUGAUUACAGCUGAUGGGUCUCACAAAUUUUUUUUUUAAAGAGCUAAAAGAGUAACUCCAAUGUUUGAAUUCAAGAAAGGAGGGCUGCAAUUAGCAUAGUACUUCUCUGCGUUAGGCCCAGACUGAACAAGGUGAAUUGACCCAUGAGUCACAUUUGAAAUAUAGGGAACUGUGUUUGCAGAACUUGCAAAGCUAGGAUCAUUCUUUAAUCUAUUAGCCACUCUCUGGAAUAUUUUUUUCUAAUUUUAUGAUAUGCUUAGGAUUUUAUGAGCCAGCUUUUUUUAUGAUGGACUGGUAUUUUUAUUAGUUAAGAUGCGUUUAUGAUGACUGCAAUGACAGAAAAUUAUAUGGAGCUGCUUCUUUCAAAAGUAGCAACCAGUUUUUACAUUAGCUUUACCCUGACUUUUAGCAGAUAGACAGGGCCCUGGAAGCUGAAUUGGUAACUUGGAAUUUGACUCUCUCCUUGUGCCUCCAAUAGGUUCAUUCAUUCAUAGGCUCAUACAUCAUGCAUGACAACUUUUUCCUGUCCUAGCCCAAAUGUCCAGGCUUCAGGAAAGGGCUGCCUCUUUCUCCAUCAAAGAGUUAAGGCUAUUUGAGACAUGUGGUGAGAUCCCAAGAUAGUUGCAAGGAAGGAGUUCACUUUCCUUCACAUUCAAGUGUGUACAAGCGAACACGUACCCAGCAAGUCUUCCCAAGAACAAGAAGCCCCUCGCACUGCAAGAAAUCCAAGAUGAUUGUCUCUGUAACAGGAACAACUGUUGGAGUUGCUGGAGUAUGAGCAUGCUAACAGCAGAUGUGCUUUUUUAUCUCCAUCCUAUGAAGGAGCCCUCCAUCUUUAUUUGUCCUGUAGUGCCCAUAAUUGCGCUAGGGUGACUAAUUGUAGAUUUGUGAACACAAUUCACAAAUUGUGAAAUCUGAAGGGUUUUAUGUAUAUUGUACUGGAUUUCCUCUUCAGUCACUUCGUUCAUGUUUAUAGAAACAUUAAACAAAACUCUUCAGGGAAAAUUGAUCAUAUCUCCAUGUUAAUUCUGUAACUUCUUAAAUUGUGACAGAAGUAGAUUGGGUGAUCCAGCAGGGAAGCAGAAAUGAUACCAGGCUUACUGGUUUGCAAACCACUGUGGUUCAUAAAGCACCAGUUGGUGGGCUGUGAAAUAACGACAAAGGAAAUCUGUCUUUGUGUGCUUCUUCAACUGCAAGCAGACAGAAAAGUGAGAAGGAAAUAGGCUCUGCUUUGGGUGCUUAUUUCUGAUUUUAGUUGGCUAUAAAUGAAACCCAUUGUGUUAGUAUUGCACAAUACAAUAUGCACCCUUUUCCAGUAAGAUCACAGGGUCUUUGACUUUUUAAGAGAGAGAAAGCUCCAACAGAGCACACUGAAAGAAAUAACAGCAGGAAAUAUCCUAGCUUCAUUCUUUCUAAAUUUCAAUUUAUUCAUGCUUAAUUUUUUAGCUAUUCCAGAGAGCUGGGGUUCAUAUGUCAGCCCAUUCAUGAUGGAAAAAUUUGAAUAUUUCACAUAGGAGAGUUAUUCCUCUUCUAGAUUUUUGUUUUCUUGUUCUUGCCAGAAGAACAAGGAAUAUACCUUACUCCCAAAGAAUGAAUCUUCUGUCUCAGAUAAAGUGCCUUCAAAGCCAGUGGCAUUACCCUAAUUUAAAAUAAUGUCAUGAGUAAAUGGCCAUGCCAUGCAGGGCUAGAUAAGGUAACCCAUGCUACAGUCAGCUGCUUUCUACCUCAGAACAGAGAUGCAUAAGAGAGAUAAAGAAUCGUGUCAUUUUUCUUUGAUUAAGAAAGUACUUUGCAAUAUCUGGCUUUCUUGCUUAUUUGCAGAGCACCCUGCCAUUCUGGAAUGCCAUUCUAGGAAUGGGGGGGAAAGGGCUGCUUCUGUGCAAUCAUUGAUCUGGUCUUGGCAAGUGCUUGUUUGGCACUAGAAAGUGCUGAAAUGCCCAGUUGCUAUCUCUGGGAUUGUAUUCAUGAUACCACUGCCUAAAGUUAGGCUGACUUCAGGGCUGGGGAACUUGCCUUGUGUGAUAACAGCCACAAUGCAAAGCUCUUCAGCAGUAUGAAUUACCACACAGGGCAGCUAAGUCCCUUCUGUUACUACCUCCUGCAAUACAUCAGUUUAAAAACCCACUUAAGAGCCUCCCAUUUGUUGACCUGACAUUAGAAAGAAAUGACACUUGAGGUUAUCUUAAAUUAACCCCUGUAAGUAAUGACUGCUCAUUCCUAUUUCUACUAAGUUUUAAUGCCUUGUGAUGGACUUCUGAAUGUUAUUCCAGCUGUAAAAGAAGAUGAUAAAUGUGUAGCUUCUCUUCAAUGACUGUCAAAUAUCUAAUUGAAAUAUAAGAAAACUUUCAA